CCCCACUAUGUCUUUCCUCUCCUUGUAUAAAAACAAACCCUUAUUUCCACUUCUAUUCCCACAAACCUACCUUCAACUCAAACACAAACACAAACAAUUUCCAAGAAGAAGUCAUCAUCCAUUCUUUGAACUAUGUCUAAAGAUGGAGUUGGGCUAGGACUAGAAAUCACUGAGCUCCGAUUAGGGUUACCAGGUGGGAACUCGGAGAAGAAUGAGAAGAAGAGGGUAUUUUCCGAAAUCGUCACUUGUGGAGAGUUAUCAAAGGGAGUGAUGAAUGGAGAUGAUAACAAAUCGGAUCAUGAGAGGUUGAAGAAUCAAGUGGUGGGAUGGCCUCCGGUUUGCUCGUACCGAAAGAAGAUCAACAAUGUAAUGUACGUGAAAGUUAGCAUGGAUGGUGCCCCGUUUCUUAGAAAGAUCGAUUUGAGCAUUUAUAAGGAUUAUAUUGAGCUCGCUAUGGCACUCGAGAAACUCUUUGGUUGCAUUGGCAUAGUUGAAGCAUUGAAUGAUGCGGACAACUCAGAGUACGUUCCCAUCUAUGAGGACAAAGACGGGGAUUGGAUGCUAGUGGGCGAUGUGCCAUGGGGAAUGUUUAGUGAAUCUUGCAAGAGGUUGAGGAUGAUGAAGCGGUCGGAAGAAACCGUGAAGGGAGUGGGAUUGCGUGUGCGAGACUUUCUUAAAGAUCUUGCUAAAACGGUUGAUCAGUAGAACUACGAACUAGGUCAAGCUUAAUUAAUUAAGUUUACAAAAUUAGGUUUGAAGAUGCAAUCAAUCCCUAGUGUUUUCAUUACUACCUUAAUUUGUCAAAAGUGUUUUGUGGUGUUUGUAUUGUAUUUUUUAUAAACUUUUAUAUAUGUUUGUAUGGAAGUUGAUUUUCCUUCUAGUUUAUUAUUAUAUAUAGACCUAUUUGUUUAUAAGGUAAUCUGUAAAUAUUCUUUCAAUUGGUUAUGAUUAUUU
Messenger RNA from Impatiens glandulifera, 954 nucleotides. RefSeq names its product auxin-induced protein IAA6-like. Gene Ontology annotation, biological process: regulation of DNA-templated transcription. Gene Ontology annotation, cellular component: nucleus. The transcript is spliced from 3 exons. The record is from RefSeq and is a predicted model, not a curated record. Bases 133 to 705 code for a protein of 190 amino acids. NCBI's taxonomy places the organism in Eukaryota, Viridiplantae, Streptophyta, Magnoliopsida, Ericales, Balsaminaceae. Gene Ontology annotation, molecular function: protein binding.